CUAUGUUUACAUUCAUUGGAGUACCGAUGCUAGACAGUAGAAUAUUAUUAUAGAUCUAGAUCUAUAGAUUCAUAUUUUCCUAGAAUAGAGUUCGUUCUAGGAAUCUAAACGCUAUGUCUUCUUCAGAUGAAAGCGAAGAUGAUGAAAUGUCGAAAAAAAUCAGUGCAGCAAUCUGCGAUGAAAGCAUAAUACAAAAUCUAGCUACAGCUCAGACUGCCGCCGCCGCAGCGGGUACACAAACGUCACAACAAAGCCAAAGCAGAUCUGUUGGAAGUGUAGAUCAUUCUGAUUUAGCUUCUAGUAGAGAAUCUUGUGCUACAAAGAAAUCUCAACUGCCAAAUAAAGUACACACAAGAAGUAUCAGGCAUCAAGAUAAUAAUGCAGACCAAGGCUGUGAAAAUGUUUUGAACACAACACCUGGCUUUCGUGCUCAUGUCUCAAAACAGCUGUCAAUUAUGCUUGAUAAAAAAUUGAAAGAUUUGUUAUCAGAGAAUAUUUGGAAAUGUAGCAAACAGAGUAAAACUAUUCCUAAAGGUAUUCAACUUUUUUCAAACUCCACAAUGCGAUGCUGCUCCCCUGAAAGUGCAGACAUUGUGAAGUCGGAUUUGGAUACAAGUAAGGCUGAGAAACGUAAAAAACAUCCAAUAAGUUCCAGCUCUGACAGUUCAAGCUCAGAGGAUGAUAAAAUCAAGGCUUGUGUAUUCUCACAAGAAGAUAUCCUAAAAGAAAAUGAACGUUUAUCUAAGUUGCAGAAGUCAACAAAAAAAACAGAAAUAACCCCAGAUGAAUCAGAAGACAAGACAAAUGCAGAGUCUAUUCCAAUGGACAUUGAAAUUCACAAAAAGUGUAAAAAGGCUAAAAAGAAGAGAAAAAAGGACAAACACAUUGAUAUUAGUCAUUAAAUUAUUAAAAAUUGUUUUUAUCAAUGCACAA
This is a messenger RNA of Biomphalaria glabrata, 933 nucleotides long. RefSeq names its product protein CUSTOS-like. The coding region runs from base 114 to 902 and encodes 262 amino acids. Gene Ontology annotation, biological process: Wnt signaling pathway. The transcript has 7 exons. Lineage: Eukaryota; Metazoa; Mollusca; Gastropoda; Planorbidae. The record is from RefSeq and is a predicted model, not a curated record.